This is a messenger RNA of Papaver somniferum (opium poppy), 694 nucleotides long. RefSeq lists its product as uncharacterized. NCBI's taxonomy places the organism in Eukaryota, Viridiplantae, Streptophyta, Magnoliopsida, Ranunculales, Papaveraceae. The record is from RefSeq and is a predicted model, not a curated record. The transcript has 4 exons. Bases 92 to 694 code for a protein of 200 amino acids.
GAAAUAAUUGAUUAAAUAGAAACAAAGAUUCAGAAUCAAAUUUCUUUUGGAAUAAAAAUGGUGAAAGGAAAAAUGAAUCCCCCUAGAAAAGAUGAUACAAUUACAGUUAUUGUUUGCUGAACACACGCCAGCAGGAUUAAUCCCGAAAGUUGAGAACCACGAGGAAGAUAUCCCGAGGGUUGGGAGAUGGGAUAUAUACCAGAUUUCUGAUUACAUUUGGAAAACAGACAUGACACAGUUUUCGCCAACUCCUAGCUUUGUGGCUGAGUUUUCACAGCUUGAGAAGCAGCUGGGUAUAUCAACCGUGGUACCCAGCAAGGACGACCUGCAAAGUUGGCUGAAAGCGCAAACUAUUGAGAAUAGCCAUCUGAAAGAGCAACUGCAAGAAAAGCAAGCAAUGCUUAAAGCAGUGUAUGCAAUUGCAAGAGAAGGGAUAUCAGAAGGGGACCUUUCAGGAACAGCGGAAUUCAAGGUUCACAAAUUUAGUUGCCAAAUUAUGCAAGCAAUGGGUAUUGAUCCUUACAAAGUGACCCAGGAAGAGUUUAUGCAACAUGAAGAUGAUGUACAUGGAGGUGCUGAGCAUGAAGAAGAAGAGUUACAAUUAGUUGAGACAGAGCAACAAGGAGAUAGAAGUACUGAGCAAGAGAAAGAGAAAGAUGAUGCGGAAACUUCCUUCAAUGAAGAAUGUAAGUAG